Messenger RNA from Trematomus bernacchii (emerald rockcod), 4480 nucleotides. It is a transcript of the gene slc1a4, whose product is annotated as solute carrier family 1 member 4. The record is from RefSeq and is a predicted model, not a curated record. Gene Ontology annotation, biological process: L-glutamate transmembrane transport; L-serine transport. Gene Ontology annotation, cellular component: plasma membrane. The transcript has 8 exons. Gene Ontology annotation, molecular function: L-serine transmembrane transporter activity; L-aspartate transmembrane transporter activity; symporter activity. Bases 169 to 1773 code for a protein of 534 amino acids. NCBI's taxonomy places the organism in Eukaryota, Metazoa, Chordata, Actinopteri, Perciformes, Nototheniidae.
UGUCGUUGCUCCUUCUCCAUUGGCUCUCCCUCCGUUGUGCACGCAGCCUUCACACCCGCCCGGCCCCCCCACAGCACAGUGCGUGCGCCGAACGAGAGUGUGCACCCUUACCCACGCUGCCAGGAUCAAGACACCGCUUCCCACGCUGCUUCUUAGAGAGGAGAAAGGAUGGAGAAAAAGAGCGAGAUCAACGGGCACGCACUGCCCAGCUCCGCGUCCACCGAUAUGAUCGUGGAGAAAAGCCCGAAGAUGAAGAAGAGUUUCAAGGAGAAGCUGAUGGAGUUCCUUGGGAAGAACCUGCUGGUGAUCCUGACGGUGUCCGGGGUGCUGGUGGGCGUCGGGCUCGGUAUGAUGGUCCGCAACAUGGACCUCACCAAGGCGCAGAUGACCUACUUCGCCUUCCCCGGAGAGAUGCUCCUCCGGAUGCUGAAGAUGAUCAUCUUGCCCCUGGUGGUGUGCAGCCUGGUGUCCGGCGCCGCCAGCCUGGACACGCGCUCCCUGGGCAAACUGGGGGGCAUCGCGGUCGCCUACUUCCUGGUGACCACGCUGAUCGCCUCGGGGAUCGGGGUGACCCUGGCCUUCAUCAUCAAACCCGGGGUGGGGGCUGGAGCCCUGAACACCAACGACCUGGGGCUGGAGAGCAUCAGCAACAACAAGGAGACCACCGACUCCUUCUUAGACCUGGCAAGGAAUUUAUUCCCAGCUAAUUUGGUGGCAGCUGCUUUCCGCUCUUAUGCCACUGAUUACAAGAUGGUUGCUGUAGGGAACGACACAAACGGGACUGCCCUCUAUCAAAAGGUGCCUAUUGGUACAGACACAGAUGGCAUGAACAUCCUUGGUCUGGUGUUAUUUGCGAUGGUGUUUGGCGUGGCGCUGAGGAAGCUGGGAGAAGAGGGGGAGGAACUCAUCCGUUUCUUCAAUGCUUUCAACGAGGCCACCAUGGUGCUGGUGUCCUGGAUCAUGUGGUAUGUCCCUUUUGGCAUCAUGUUCCUUGUGGGCAGUAAGAUUGUGGAGAUGGAAGAUGUUGGUCUUCUGGUCACUAGUCUGGGAAAAUAUAUAUUUGCUUCGAUCCUGGGCCACAUUAUCCACGGCGGCAUCGUCCUGCCCCUCAUCUACUUCGGCUUCACACGCAAGAACCCCUUCAGUUUCCUGUCAGGCCUCAUCACACCCUUCACCACGGCCUUCGCCACUUGCUCAAGUUCAGCAACUCUUCCCUCCAUGAUAAAGUGUAUCGAGGAGAACAAUGGAGUCGACAAGCGCAUCAGCCGCUUCAUCCUUCCCAUUGGGGCCACUGUCAACAUGGACGGAGCAGCCAUAUUCCAGUGCAUCGCUGCUGUCUUCAUCGCUCAGCUCAACAAUUAUGAGCUGAACGCUGGACAGAUAUUCACCAUCCUUGUGACAGCUACAGCCUCAAGUGUGGGCGCAGCAGGCAUCCCAGCUGGCGGCAUCAUAACCAUCGCCAUCAUUCUGGAGGCCAUCGGCUUGCCUACCAACGACCUAUCACUUAUGCUGGCUGUCGAUUGGAUUGUGGAUCGUACCACAACGGUGGUGAAUGUGGAAGGCGAUGCUUUGGGAGCUGGAAUCCUCCACCACAUCAACCAACAGGAAAUAAAGAAGCAGCAGGAGCGGCAGCAGCAGCAGGAUGGGGAGCUGGCUGAGGUCCGGGUGGAGGCGGUGGCCAAUGCCCAGGCGGAAGAGGAGACCUCCCCGCUCGUCACAAACCAAACCAAAGCCUCAGCGGCCAUGCCGGAAGCCAUUGAGUCUGUCUUGUAAAAUGUGCAAGACUUUUCUUUCUUGCUUCCCGACCUUUCACUAUUUCUGAUGAUGCUGCUGAUGGGACACCAUUCUCACUCAGAGUCAAUUCAAAAACACAAGGUCACUGAUGGAUCACUUGGAGGGAAAACAAAGUGCCAUAGCAACAGUCUGUCUAGAGCAUUGACAGUAUACAGUGUAUCUACUUGGUUAAAAUAACUGGGUUUACUGCAGAUUAGGAUAUAAUGAAUUUCAGAACUAUUGCAUUUUAAAACAUUUCCCCAGUCUAGUUUUUAAAAGAAAUCACUUGAGGUACUUCUGUUUGUAUUUUUUUACAUUUUUUACGUAUUUUGCGAAAGUCAGUAAGGGAAACAUUUGAUGUGUAUCAAUAUCCCUAAAACAUUCCCAUAAAUGUCGUAGUUGUGUUUGUCUGAUGUAAUGAGAUGCUCACAGCCAUAAGUUUAUACAUUAGAGCACCUCAAGUGCAUUUAUCUGUUUUUAUCUUUAGACAGCAAAUACAACGGCCAACAUAAACUAUAGAACACUAACAACCAAAUGCUGACAAGCCAAAGUGUCUAACACAUGCUUGACAGUGUCUGUCCUAACUUAUUUACACGUUCAGGAUGCCUGUUCAAUCACUUUAACUUAGCUGGUGGAAACGUACUAAUUUGCAUUUUAUUUUUUCAACUAAUUCGCUUUACGUUCUUUGCCUAAUGGAAACGUCAGUUUGAUUCUUUCAAAGUCAGAAUAUUGUGAAAAAGGGAACUGUUUUGUCCCCAUUUUAGAAAUGGUAGUUUGUCAUAGUUCAGUGAGAUGUUUACAAGAUGUUCCGGUGCUUUAAUUUGCUGACUGUCAGCAGAUGUCAAACAUUAACCCUUCAAAUCAAAGGCUAAGCAUUUGGCCUCAUGCAACCUGUUUAUCUAUUGACGAACUGUUUCCGUAUGGUAAGUCAUUUUGAACAUUGGAUUAUUUGGUACCGUGGUUUUAAAUCAGAAAAAGCCAACUGACAACUUUAUAAGGUAACUUACUUUACCUUCCGUGGUCUCCUAUCUGAUAUGAUUAGCACUUCUCACUUCUCUAAUUAUAUUAUGAAAGCAGUUUAGAACACUUUCCUUUAGACAUUUGCUCCUAGAGGCUUUUUAAGAAUCCACUAAUGGCCACACGCAGCAGUUUUGGUGAGCUAGCUAUCACAUUUUUUAUAAGCUAGUUAGCUAUGCAGAUGUUUGCGUGUGGACAUAUUUUUUACCCUUUUUGUUACUACAUCAUUGUGUGACUUAUCAAAAAGUAAUUGUAGCUUUGUAGCUAAUUGCUUUUGAUAAAAUUGUUAUCAACAAGUCUGAAAAGUACCUAGUUUGUUUUGAACUUUGCUUGCAAGCUAAUCAGCUGGCUAAAGCAAUGCUAACAUGCAUCCAUAAGUAAGCUAUGGGGCUAACUGCUCUUUAUUUAUUUAUUUGCAAAUGGUUGCUUAUCAGGUGUUUGGACUAAGUUGAGGUUAGCUAACCUGAUACUAGUGGUAAUGUAACGAACUAAACAGUUGUGAAAAGAUUGAUUUGUGGAAAAAGAUAAGAUAUCUAUGAGAUACAAUUCAACCCUCUGUUGUUGUCAAAAGGGUUGCUUAAAGACAUUCACGGGACAAGUACGGUAAAAACACAUGUUGGUGUAACAUCAUGAAAACACUCCCAUUUAUUAACAUAUAGCCUAUUCAAGUUAUGGUUGUCAGUAAGAUCAGUAGUUUAGGAUUAAGAAAUCCACAAGGAAUUCACUCAAACAAAUCUUUAUCAAAUGUUUACACACAAAUAUUGGACCAAAAUGCAUGAUGAUUUCACAUCGUACUGUUUAUCAUUAUUUUGGGAAUCGAUCCUUUGUGUUGGUUAUCCAGCUCAGUGGUGUCUCAUGGGCUUGCAUCAUAUAAGUCUGGAACUAACACAGAACUUAGUGGCUAAAUUGCUAAAUCUUUAAGGUAGAUUUUGCUCGAUUUAAUUCAGUCUGGUUUAUUUUAAAAUGUAGGAAAUUACCACAUUUUUAUGGUUAAGCAUGAAAUGUCCCUUUUGGAUGCAAGACUUGACUGAAAGAAUUAGCCUUUGAUGCCCUCUACUGGUGAUAUUAGGGUGAAAAUAGUAAACUGAGCCAUUGUCGGGUCAACACUUGAGAGUUUUCAGCAGGCUUUGUCGUUACAUAACUCGUAAUAUUUCCUAUUUAUUUCAUCUUUUAUCUAACAUUCAUCGGGAACAACUGCUCCAUUGCAGAGUCCUGUGAUUUAAUACUGUAUUUUUGGGUAAAGACCCCUAAAAAAAUGAAGGAACAUCAUGAAGCUAAAUGUAUGUCGCUGUCCCCUAACGUCUGAGGUGCUCAUUAUGACGCAAUGGUACUGCUAUAGUUUUAGUGUGUAUGUUGAUACUGUGAAAACUAGUAUGUUGAACAUUUCUUACUCAUUAAUUCAGAUUUAACUGAUUACUUUUUUAAGCUAACCACUGCUCUGUUAACCUAAAGCUUUAUGGUUAGAUUUUCUUAAGUAUAUCUGGUACAAUCACAUGUAAUUACAUUUAAUGUGUACAUGUACUUUAUAUUUUAUAUUAAUUUAUUUUAAUUGUUUCGUAUUAUUUGUACUUUCUCUUUUUAACACCCUCAGUGUUGAUUAUUUGGUACCACUUUACAAUAAGACUACCCUUAUAAAGGGUUUAGGAAUAGUUUGUAAUUCAUUUAUUAAUUAGGUUGUAAACACUUUAUA